AUGGCAUCUGAGGUUAUCGCUGAGGAGUCUUCGAUACCGGGUACUGUCCACCUGGUCGAUCUCGAUGGUACCAUGCACGCGCAGCAUGCCAACGGCGGACAAAGAGAUAUCGUACUUGUUCCGACCCCCUCGCAAGAUCCCGAUGAUCCAUUGAAUUGGUCACCUCGAAGGAAAACACUUUCUAUGGUCUGCAUGGGCGUCUAUACGCUGAUGGUGGGUAUCGCAAGUGCGGCUAUAUACUCGAUCCUGGAACCCAUCGCCGAAGAGACCAGUCUGACGCUCAACGAGCUCAACAAUGACAUGUUUCUCUUCUUUGGCUGGGGUUGUUUAGUAUGGCAACCACUUGCUUUGCAGUACGGCAAGCGACCAGUGUAUCUAUUCAGCAUCCUUGCGACUAUGGCUAUCCAACUUUGGGCACCGUACACUAAAAGCAAUGGUCAAUGGAUCGCCAACAAAAUCCUUCAGGGCUUUUUCGGAGCACCCAUUGAGAGUCUCUGUGAGAUUUCCGUUACAGACGUUUGGUUUCAGCAUGAACGCGGAACCUAUCUGGGACUCUAUGCUCUUCUGCUAGCAGGUUCCAACUUUCUUGCUCCGGUACUUGCUGGCUUCAUCGCGGAUGGCCAGGGUUGGAAGUGGGUUCUGUAUUGGUGCGCCAUCUUUUGUGGCAUCGGAUUCGUCUUUCUUUUCUUCUUCAUGGAAGAAACGAACUACUCCAGGCAUUCGAUUACUGGAAUAGCUCCUGAUAUCGCCGUUCAACCCGAACAGACCUCUGCCGCAGUCAAGAUGAAUGAGAAGGACAUACGUCCGGAUGACGGCGAUUUGGCUUCGGAGACCGGAUCACCUGCUGCACCUGACAAGUUUAAGCGGAAGACGUACUUUGACAAACUCAAGCUAUGGCAAACGUCUGACUUGCAAAAGGACAACCACAUCGCCGGCAUGACCACUCGACCGCUUAUCUUCCUCACUUUUCCUGUCAUACUAUAUGCUGGGUUCUCUUAUGGUAGCAAUCUGAUCUGGUUCAAUGUACUCAACGGAACCGCUUCUUCCAUCCUUGGAAACGCUCCAUACAACUUUCCAGCUUCCAUGGUCGGUCUAUCGUACAUCUCGCCUCUUAUUGGUGUGGCCAUUGGAUCCUUCUAUACAGGAGUUCUUGGCGACAAAUUUGUUCUUGCGAUGGCACGCCGUAAUGGAGGUGUACUCGAGAGCGAACACAGACUCUGGCUAUUUCUGCCUUCGUUGCUCUUGAUCCCUGGUGGACUGAUACUGUGGGGAGUUGGUGCGGCACAACAUGUAAUGUGGUUUGGCUGUGUCUUUGCAAUGGGCGUCAUUGCUUUAACCAACACCAUUGGCAUCCAGCUGAGUAUCUCAUACGCCAUCGACUCAUACAAAGAUCUUGGUGGCGAGGCAAUUGUCACUGUCAUCUUGGUUCGCAACACAAUGAGCUUCGCCAUUGGAUACGGCAUCACUCCUUGGAUUGACGGUAUGGGUCUGCAAAAUGCUUUCAUCACAGCAGCGUUUGCAGGUCUUGCGCAAUGCCUGACCUUCCUCGUCAUGGUGAGAUGGGGCAAAGAGCUCAGAAGAAAGAGUGCUAGCAAGUAUGCCAAGUAUGUUCAAAAGAUGGCAGAAAGUGGCCUCGUACACUGA
Messenger RNA from Aureobasidium musti, 1644 nucleotides. The record is from the annotation of a GenBank genome assembly. Lineage: Eukaryota; Fungi; Ascomycota; Dothideomycetes; Dothideales; Saccotheciaceae.